AUGAAGGAGCUGCGUCACUAUGACACGUUCAAGGACGUCAACACGCUGCUCAUGUCUACGCCAAAGGGCGUCAUCUCCAUGACCGAUGCCACGGGUAUCUGCUGCUUCACGCCCGUGCCCAUGGCCGGCAGAAGACCUUUAAAAUUUAACCGCUCGGAUACAAACGACUCAAGACCGGGCGCAUACGACCAGAAGUUUGCAGUCUUGACACCUCUUCAUAUGAAUUUGCUGGCGUUCCACAAUGGCCGAGAGUGGAGUGGUGCUAGUGAAUCUCAGCAGGGACUGUCACUGCUAGCGUCGCUAUCGGCAUUUUACCCGACGGUGGAUGUCCUUCAUUCCGGAUGGAUGACGAAGAGGCGAGAGCGAAAUGUGCACAGCCCGAAGAGCAUUAUGACGUACUGGAAACGACAUUUCUUCGUUUUCUUGACGUCGGGUGAUUUGCUAUAUUUCCGGGACGAUACCUUGAGUGAACUGCAGGGUCGUGUGGACGUUCGACAUGCCCCAACAGUGCGCGUUACUGGAGAGCAGCUGUUGGAAGAGAGGAAAAAGGAUGGAGGCAUGUUUAAGUUUGGGAAGAUGCCGGCGCUCGAACGGGAGACCUGUCUGAUAUGGAUCGCCACUCCUCCGUCCAAGAUGUUUGUUUUAAAACUGGAGGAUGACCACGAUGAGACCGGGAGCGGCGCUAGUGGUAAAGUGGCUCUCGGGUCUUCUUCUGGUGUGGGGGUUACUACAAGGAAAGCUGAGCUUACUCCAAGCUCCAAGAAGUGGCUGCUCUUGCUCCUACAGGGACAUGCCGAAACAAAGUAUACACAGCUCGAGAAAUGCAUCGCAACGUCCAAGUAUGGACUGACGACAGAGAUUAUCUCGGCAGUCCGCGCAGGAAUUCCAGAUGAGUUGCGUGGACAACUUUGGAAAGGGUUUUCUGGUGCCACAGAUCUCCAACGACGCGUAGAGCUUAAACACGCUAUCCGCAGUGCAUCCAAGUCAUCCAACGUCUUCCGCAUGCCAUCGCGCGAAAACUCUGUGAGAAGUGGCCACAAAUCUCCAGCAUCGAAGAAGCACGCAGUUUAUGAAAUGUGCUCUGCGGGCAUCGACGCAAAGAAGAUGGAUCCGCCGGAGAACCAAAUGCUUUUCACCCGAUUGUGUGCAUUGGCGCUCCAGGAAAGUGGACACGCAGCUGUCACCGCGCGGACAAGUGAAUUGAACAACCUUUCAGGCCGCCUGGGACGUGCUAUUUCGGAUGCGUCGAACCCGUCAGAUCAAUACAGCGAAGACCGUGGGUCAUCCUACGACGAGGAACGAGACUCCAUGGACGAUGACGAUGCUGAACAAUUUGAGGUCGAAGAGACUAAAACUGGCAACGAUCCUUUUCGUAGACGCCCCUCGGCAAGAAAUACGCUCAAGCAGCUUGAAAAAGGCAAAAUGGGUAAUUACGUGUACCCCAGCGACUAUCCGGCAGCAGAUUGGGAGCUGACAUCUCGACGCCGGUUAUUAAUCGCAAGCUCGCGCUACAAUCCAUAUUCCCAUCCAUUUCCCUGGCGUGUGUCGUGUCUCCUGCUGGCGUAUGUCGAAGAAGAGAGCGCAUUCUGGAUCAUCAACAGCAUAAUCGACUCGCUUCUGCCGGGCUACUUCCACGGCUACCGGCCAGCUCUGCAGAUUGAUGUGGCAGCAUUCACCACGCUCCUAGAAAGCCGCUUACCGACUCUCGCAGCCCAUCUAGCAGCAUUAAAAUUUCCUCUUGGUCGACUAGUUGAACGGUGGUUUCUAAGCUUGUUCACCGCUUCGCUAAUCCCGCUCCCCAUGGUUCUGCGGAUAUGGGAUGCCUUCUUCAUUCGUGGUGUCAUUGUGUUCUACGGGGUCGGUAUUGCAUUCCUCUUUCGCGCAGAAAAAACUCUUUUCCAUGCCAAAACAGCCGCGGAAGCAGAGGAAUACUUGAGAGCUAGCGAACGGAGUUGCAUCGAUGCGGAUGCAGUCUUCUCUGUGGUCUUUAAGGACGAUCUGACCAUCCCGUGGCUCACGGAUGAACAGCUCGAAAAACUGAGGUCCACACAGCGCCACCGCGUGAUGGAGCAGGUUUCGCAGAAGGUGGGAUACUUUAAAGACAAGCUGAGCAUUCUCAAGCUUUCACAAGACCUCGGCUCGCGCUGCCAGGCCGUUGCCAAGCAGUUUUUGAGUGAUCGUAGAGGUGUCACGGCUGCUCUACGGCUCAGUGAAGCCCAGACCAGCGAUGAACAAGACCCGUACGACAUGUACGGGCUUGACGAUGACAUUAACGACCUUGACAUUGGCAUCGAUGGCGACAAGCUAGAAGAUUCGUUCCAGAUGACACUGCACCUGCUGCUAGAGCAAGUAAGGGAGUCCUCUGCAGCAGCAGAAGCGCUUGCAGUAGAGCUGGGGCAGCGACAAGCCAAGUGGCUGGCCGCUUCAAGCCAGCUUGCAGCUUGCCCUCUUGCUCAACCACCUACGCCGGACUCCCACAGUUGGCUCUCGCAAGUCAAGCAAGGCAAAAUCGCCGGUGCCGGACAUGAUGCUUCUUCACUCUUUGCCGCCAGUGGCGAUGGUUUCCCUUCUGCCUCUCGCGUAAUCGAAGCGUCUGGUAUGAUGUUUGACACUGGCGAGGCCCGUCUUCCCAGCAACGGUGCUUCAGAAAGUGGGAAUGAUAGCCCAAUCACUGGACAACGUAGCUGUCUGUUGAUGGAAAGAGAAGAUCUCGGGCUAUCUGAUCGCAAUCUCGCCGAGAUGUUUCUGUACGCUUUGGUGUCGUCGCUCAAGGCGCUGUGUGCUGUUCGACUAGAAUGUCUUGGCGUGACGUAUCGAUUCAUGUGGCAUGGUGGGUCCUGGCUGGAGUCUGCUGUCGACUAUCCUUCCUUCUCCUCACUAGCAGAGACCGCAUCAACCCCAUCCACACCAAACUCCCGGCAGUCUGUUCGUGUGAAGUCCCAGUCGUCGACGGCUAGCUCGUCAAAAAGACGUCCGCGUGCUAUGGACGACUCGGCAUUGUCUGGCCGUAAACGCGGAGACUCGGGUGCGACUACACCGAAGCGAGGGGGGCGCCCAACCACACGUAGUUUCUACAAUCCGAGCAAGUCACCAACACGCCUACGUCCCAGCUUAUCGUCUGGGGACUUCUCAGUGUUGGAGUUCGCGACAGGUGGUGUAGGCACCAACUUGUACGAUGAUCCGAUCAUCGAAGGUCAGCCCGCGCCAUCGUCGCCCACGUACACCGAACAACUUGCAGACGCUAGCGAUUCCUACCCCGCCUCGCCAACGUCGCUAUCUCCACACGACAGCAGCGCAGUUGGGCUGGACUUUACCCUUGGUCGUGGUAUAGAUCGCUGUGCGGCCUCGACGCUGGAUACUUUAAACAAACCCUUGUUGGCAACCCUCACAGCGCAACACCAAGACGGUGAACGUGUUUUCAGAGAGUCACAUAAGCGGCUGCUUAGUGGGCUGGGGAAGUUCUUGCGCCUUGAGUAUCAUGACCAGGAUUGGGCUCUUCGUGAACGCGCUCUGACUAUUGAACGUGAACUGCAGCAGGAACUCCAAGAGAUUGAAGCUGAAGUUCAUGGAGCCCAAUGGUUACAACACUAG
This is a messenger RNA of Phytophthora infestans T30-4, 3591 nucleotides long. RefSeq lists its product as uncharacterized. NCBI's taxonomy places the organism in Eukaryota, Oomycota, Peronosporomycetes, Peronosporales, Peronosporaceae. The record is from RefSeq and is a predicted model, not a curated record. The transcript is spliced from 9 exons. The coding region runs from base 1 to 3591 and encodes 1196 amino acids.